AUGUCUUUCAUUUCCCUCUCCCAGGAUCCUUUUGCGUGGCACGACAGCUGUCAGCCAUCUGAAUGUCGGGGCGCGUCGGAUCGCUUGGAACCGAUGAACUACGCUGACUGCAGCGGCGGCGGCGGCGGCAUGAUGAGCUGUAUCGGGUGUGGGGCCGGUGGGAACGCAUGCACUAGGGAACAAAUGGCUAUUGAUCGGAACGUGGGGUUUGUGUGUGCCACUGCGGUGGUUCAGAGGUGUACGGCCGCAAGCGAGAGAAGCCUAGCUAUUGGGGCCCAGAGGAAUGAUGGUGGACGGGGCCAGCCGGCGGGUCAGAUGAUGUGCCACGUAACGAGGGGUGUGCUCUUUAGGAGGACAGUCUGGUGGCUUCGGUGCGUUGCUAGAGACUUGAAGUCGAAAGGGAUAUUUGACGGUCUCUUCACUUGUGGAGAUGGGAAGGCCGAAGUCGGUUGUUGGUUGUGUACAGUGCGUUACUAUCCAGUUGUCAGAAUCCAAUAG
Molecule: messenger RNA, 498 nt
Organism: Westerdykella ornata
Lineage: Eukaryota; Fungi; Ascomycota; Dothideomycetes; Pleosporales; Sporormiaceae
Exons: 1
Coding region: 1-498 (165 amino acids)
Source: RefSeq, a predicted model, not a curated record